This is a messenger RNA of Astrephomene gubernaculifera, 2214 nucleotides long. NCBI's taxonomy places the organism in Eukaryota, Viridiplantae, Chlorophyta, Chlorophyceae, Chlamydomonadales, Astrephomenaceae. The record is from the annotation of a GenBank genome assembly.
CGGGGAAGUAUGGAACAUGGAGAAGUGCAAAGCUCACGUUUUACCUAUGCGGUAGCCCUUUAGCAUUCAUAUCAGGUCGACUUUAGCCUUUGGAGUCUCUUAUGCAUCGCGACUGACGCAAAUGAUUAUAUUUCAGUCAGGUUAUGAAUUAGGGAGCAGCUGCGGCCCAUAGCAUCCGUUACUAGUGCUUGGCCACGCCAUGAAAGCGACGACGAGGCGCAUUCAGAUUAAUCGCUUAUCAAUCCACUUUAACUUGUAACUGGAAGACAUGACAGCGUUUUGUUUAAUUUGGAAGUCUCUGGGGGCUCAGCGAUGGCUGCUUCUUGCUGCAAUCCUGUUGGCCUUGACUCCCGAUUCCGCAGAGGGUGGAUUUCAGGGCUUUGGGGGCCAUGGUAGCGGCCUAGGUCGCCGUAACGAGCGGCGUUUGCUGGCCCGCCGUCCACCUCCGUCAAAUCCUUCCCCACCGGACCCCUUUCCACCUCCACCUCGACCCCCAAGUCCUCCUCCUACAAUACCAAGGCCCCCCUAUACACCUCCCCCGCCGCCCAGUGCUGCUUUUGUUGACACGGGCCAGUAUUACUGCAUUACCAAUCCCUAUGGCAAGUGCUGGCCAUGCGAGAAGAAUGUCUAUGCAUGCGAGACUGAAGACAGUUUUUACUCAAACUCGGGAGUGUGUAUGAUCUAUGACAGCUGGUACAGCAGCGUCUACUCGUAUGACCAGUGUGCAAACCUUCCGGUGUGGAAGACGGAACUGAAUGCGACAUUGAGCAACGGGACCAUGCUCAAGGUUGGCGACGUCCAGGCGUGGGAGGACACUGGCGGCUACAUGGUGGUCACCUUCUUCAUGAUGUGCCCCUGGAUGAUGCAAAUCGACUCCGGAGUGACUGGUGCAUCCUUCUCGGUGUCCGUGACUGAGAUUGGCGUGGACGGCUCCACCCUGGCAUCCUGGGCUUUUGUCACCAGUGAGACCGCUGGCAUACCGUACCGCGCGUGUUCCUCCUUCCGUUUCCCCGUGCGAGAGGAAGCAGGGGGCUACCUGGGUGUGGAUGCGGCGCCCGGGACAGCAUGCAGCACCUACAACCGCAUUGUGCGGAUACAGGCGAGUGUCAUCCAGCUUACCGCUGUGACGGAUGAUGCGACCUGCGGCACUAUCACCUAUGCGGACUCCUCCGACCCCAUCAGCACUACUGUGGACGCAUCCUUUGUAGUGGGCACUAUGUACGCCCCGCCGCCGCCGUCUCCAUCCCCGGCUCCCCCUAAUCCACCGCCACUGAUGCCAUUUCCACCGGACUUUCCGCCAAGCCCUUUUCCUCCGUCACCGCCGCCAAGCCCGCCUCUAGCCCCCCCACCCGACCCCCCCUCACCACCAAAUCCCCCCAGCCCGGCACCAGCACCACCUCCUCCCCCAUUUCCUCCCAGUCCUCCAUCACCCCCACCGCCAAACCCUCGUCCCCCGUCGCCCCCACCCUUUCCACCCUCACCACCAUCUCCCACCCCACCUCUCCCACCCAGUCCGCCGCCACCUUCUCCCUUUCCACCGUCACCUUAUCCCCCAUGGAACCCUGGUCCCUUUGCCCCUUGGUGGCCCAAUUCACCUGCGCCUCCCCCCGACCCCCCGUCCCCUGAGCCACCUUCACCUUCUCCCCCGCCAUCCCCACCAUCACCGCCGCCCGUGCCAUCCCCUCCACCUUCUCCACCACCGUUCCCGUCACCGCCACCGUCUCCAUCACCGCCGCCUCCGUCCCCCUCGCCGCCGCCUCCUCCACCUGAGCCGCCAUCUCCGCCGCCACCCUCCCCGCCACCUCCUCCAAUGCCUCCCAGCCCAGGACCACCGCCGAGCCCCUCCCCGCCGCCCCCCAGCCCGCCGCGGCCCCCAUCACCCAGUCCUCCGCCGGUGCCAUUCCCAUCACCGCCUUCCCGGCCGCCAAACCCCUUCCCGCCACCCAAGCCGCCCCGUCCUCCGCCUCCUAGUCCACCCCCGCCACGGCCCUCACCACCGCCGCCUCCCAGUCCCAGUCCUCCGCCACCUUCCCCGCCGCCCAGGCCUCCACCGCCUUCCCCAAGCCCACCACCACUUCCCCCAAGCCCUUCGCCGCCACCACAGCCGCCACCAAGUCCACCGUUGCCGCCGUCACCCUCACCGCCACCCUCGCCCCCACCGCCCAGCCCGCCUCCCAGCCCCAACCCACCGCUGCCCCCCAGCCCCUCGCCCCC